CUACCCCACGUACAUGCUCAUAUCCGGAGAGAGACAGACAGAGUAAGAGAGAGAAAGAGAGAGAGAAGACUGACUUCCUUCUUUUUUUGCUCUGCAGACGCGUGCGUGACCUAUCUGCUCCCGGAUUUCCCUGCAACUUUUUGUUUUUCUUGCGAUUUUUAUACUGUUUUCAUCGUCGCAUUCCUCCUUCCUUUGGAAUGAACUGUUUUCCUGCCUGCAUCGUUUCCAUGCCAGCAUGGGAACUGCUGUGUCCAAGAGGAAGAAUUUAAGAAACGAUGCGAUUUCUUCUGUGGCAGCAAAAGUUAGAGCAGCGCGAGCAUUUGGAGAGUACCUGUCCCACACACACCCUGAAAACCGAAACGGAUCAGCUCAUCUUCUGUGUGAAACCUUGGUGGGUCCUGACCCGGAGUCGCCAAGUGACACAUUUGGCCCCAACAACAACAACCACCUCCAUCCCUGCUCCGAAACUAAGGGCUGUGAGGACAAACAGGAGACCAGCCUAGUGACACAGCCACUGGGCUUACUCCAGCCAACCCCAUCUUCUAUCACACUUUCUAACAAGGCACCAGCACGAUUGUCCCUUGAACGCAGCUUCUCAGUGGAGGAAGACCAGCAGAAGUGUGUGGAGUGUACACUGCAGCCUUCACGUGUGUACACCAUCACCACCCAGCACGGUAUGCUGAUGAGCGCCGGCCAGGGCAGCAAGGAGAGCCUCGAACUGGACGUCCUAAAGGAGAAGUCGGGGAGCAGUGGGGUAGGAUCUAGGGGUGGUUCGAUCCAGCCUUCCAAUUCCCCUUCCUCCGCCUCAUCGUCUCCAACCCAGUACCAUCGCGCAAGCAGUGGCCGUGGUGCCAGCAGCUGUGGCAGCCACCAUCACAGCAACCAUCACCAUAGUAUGCACCAUCAUGGAAACCACCACCACCACAAUAUCUCGAGCAUGAAUCCACCUUCCAGCAGCGGAGGAAGUAGUGCGGCAAGUGGAAGCAGCAGUAGCAACCAGCAGCCGCAGCUAACCGCUGCAGGCUCUCACUCUCAUCAUGCAUCACACCACCACACCCACCAUCAUCAUCACCUGUCUCAGCCUCCACUGCAGACCUCGGUCAGCGCCCACAACAUUCGUAGCUGGGGCGAAGGUGGAAAAGGGGAGGCGGAGUGUAGCGGGUUGGCUUGUGAGUCGUGCAGUACUGCUCCCUCUCGAAGCCAGGGUUCCCUGGACCUGGAGAGUGCAUCGAGAGAGGCAGGCAAGCAGCACCGACGCCUAGAGCGGAUGUGGAGUGUGGACCGGAUGACUGGGCUGGAGAGAGAGGACACCAACUGGUUCCCCAAGGAAAAUAUGUUCAGCUUUCAAACUGCUACAACAACCAUGCAGGCGAUCUCGAACUUCCGGAAGCAUCUUCGGAUGGUGGGCAGCAGAAGGCUUAAAGCACAGACAUUCGCUGAACGUAGAUCGAAGAGUUUCAGCCGUUCCUGGAGUGAUCCCACCCCUGUCAAGAAUGACUCUCCUCAUGAACCCAGAGAGAGUGGAGACCUGCAGACCUCUUGUGGCACUCUGGAUGAAGGAGGUCUCGACGACAAUAUAGACUGGGAGGAGGAAAGGGAGAUGGAGAGGCUGGCAUGUGAGGGAGAUGACUUUGUACCUCCCAAAAUCAUGCUGAUCUCUUCUAAGGUUCCCAAGGCCGAGUACAUUCCCACCAUAAUCCGUAGGGACGACCCCUCCAUCAUUCCCAUCCUCUAUGACCAUGAACAUGCAACGUUUGACGAUAUUUUGGAGGAAAUAGACAAGAAGCUCACAGCUUACAGGAGAGGAAGCAAGUUCUGGAGGAUGCUCAUCUUUUGUCAAGGAGGCCCUGGUCAUCUAUAUUUACUGAAGAAUAAAGUGGCAACGUUUGCUAAGGUGGAAAAAGAGGAGGACAUGAGCCAAUUCUGGAGGAGACUCAGUCGCUUCAUGAGUAAAGUCAAUCCAGAACCAAACCUGAUCCACAUAAUGGGAUGCUAUGUCCUGGGUAACCCCAAUGGCGAGAAGCUGUUCCAGAAGCUGAAGAAUCUGAUGAGGCCUUAUUCUGUUGAGUUCGAGUCACCGCUGGAGCUGUCUGCACAGGGCAAAGAGAUGAUCGAGACGUACUUUGACUUCCGCCUCUACCGCCUUUGGAAGACGAGGCAACACUCCAAGCUGUUGGACUAUGAGGAUUUUUUGUGACAAAGACAUCUGGAUCAAUGGUGCAGCGGAGCCCUCCAGUGCCACGAGGAACCUGUUAAAACUGAUCCAGCAUUUGAACAUUGCUCAGCUGUAGUGCUCGGCCCGUCGACUCGACACAAACAGUCAUACCCGCUUUCACCCUUGAGAGGCUGGGAGAAGAGGGAAGGCAAUAGUAGACCAAGGGGCUGAAGAUGAAUCAAAUUAUGCUGUUCCUCUGCUCUUCCUCGUUUUCAAAAAGAAAGGUCACUGACUAACAGGGAAAAAAAGGCCAAAUCAACAUAAAAGGGGGGGAAGCGAGAGAGAGCUGGAUUUGUUUGCAUCAUGGCAAACAAAUCUGUCUGCCUCUUGAGUUUGAAAGCAAAAUCCAUAUGUCAAAUGUGUACAAAAGAAAUACCAUUAGAGUCACACUCCUCUGUUCCAAGGACUUCAUUUUUGAAGCUGAUGAUGCGCGUCAGAAAACUUCCUGAAAUUCAUUCUGUCAUACUGUGGUUCUGUGUUUUGACUGGACCUCCCAAAUAAUCUCAGACCCCAGAGUAAAAUACUAAAUAAACCAUACGUUGAUGUGUGUAUAUAUCACAUUAAUAUAUUAGCAUAGCUUCAGUCAUGCAAAUUACUCUAUUACAAGAGAAAUGAUGCAUCAUUUAUUUUUGAUGUGCAUUGUUGUGCAAUUUCAUAUGGAAAUACUUUGGAAUAACUCAGGUUUUAGCCAUGAAGUAAUUAACCUGUUUGUCUAUCAAGAUAUUGUAAUCUUCAUCGCCAUUGCUUGGAAUGAAUGUAUUAUCUCUCCAGAGAUGCGUCUUUGGUUUGAGGAACUAUUCUCAUUGGGGGGAAAGUACAAUGUUCGAACAUCGUGUGGGUGUGUGGGUGUUUUCCUUGUAAAACAAAAACAAAACAAAACAAAAAAACAUGCAGAUGUGUGUAUUUUCUCUUACUGUUCAUCCGGUAAAGGAAAAAAUAUCAUUCCCUCAAUUAUCUUUCUGUCACAUAAAUCCAAACACAAAGACAGUCUAGUAUCCUUCAUGAUGUCAAGAGGGAUGUAAGAGCCAUGCAAGUGCUCCUACCGCUGUAGUGUAGGAGUUUUCCUAUUGAUCCUUCCUGCUCAUUUGCAGAAGGUUCGGGCCACUUAGCGGGCCCUUGUCAACAGUGCUGGCUGCACUCGCUAUCUGCCAAACACACUUGGCUUCUCUUAAUGGCAGCCAACCAGGCUUCCGCUGCCUCUCGCUUCGCUGGGCUGUGAUCCAGUCCGAGGACCGGAGCUUUCCCGAAUUUGCCAGGAGUUUAAAUUGUUAACAUCUAUUUGCUUCUCCUUCCAGGUGCCAGUGAAUUUCUAAGGCUGGCCCGAGUGACCUGAGCAGUCUCAAACAGAUUAAGGAGGGUCAAAGCACUCACACAAAAAUACAGUACACACACACACACACACAAAUGCUAGGGCUGGGACAGUAGUUUAAGAAACCAUUAAAUCAGGACUAAGUUAAAAAGCCAUUCCACAGAUACAGUACCACAUCUGAAGGUCAGUUCGCUCGUAAUGAGGAGGAGUGCUCCUGUGAAAAUAUUUUAUAAUGUCUUCUGUGGCUCAGGGGGAACAUUUUUAGAAAGAAGCUUAUAUGAGAAAGCUUGCAUUACAAACUGGUGCUGCUGUGUUUGAGGGCUGUGGGAGUUUGAAUAGAGAGCAAAGCUGCGUUAGGGGAAGUGUAGGAUUCAGGGUGUUUGGGCAUGAAUGAAGAUCAAACACAUGUUUGAAGUAAUCAGUUCAGAAGUCGUGGUCAUUCCAAAGGUUGACAGACUUUAAAAAUGUAUUAAAAACAGCUGAUUUAAUCUCAGUCUGUUAAGUGCCCAAGACCCUAAAAUCUACGUUUCCCAUAGCAGCUUUACAUAAUAAAAAGCAGCAACUCUUGCAAAGCACAAAACCCUCAAUUCCCAAUUUUUAUUUUUAUUUUUUGCCAUUUAAAGCAGGUAGAUUUUGCAAAAGGCUCAGAAUAUUGAGGUUUUGUGCUUCCUGAGUGCUGCAUCAGAGGAAGCGAUUGUUGCGAAUGUGUUCACGAUCUCGAAGGUGCUACACGAUGUGCUGUCAAGUCACAGAUCACCGUUCAGCUCCAGAACGGCGAGAAUUCUAAGUGAUUGAAACAGUGGAACUUCAAGACUGGUCGCUGAGUGUAGGUGUAGAAAAAUUGCAGUCAGCACGGUGAAACCUUUCAGCUUAGAAUGGUCAAGUGGUCCUAGCCCUGCGUAACACAGACACAUACAAAUAAACACACGCCAGGCAAAGCUUUUCUACAUCAGUGUGUGAUAAAUACUUUUCCAUUUGUCAUUUAUUUGUGUUAAUAUUUGAGCAUUGUGAGCAGAACUAUUUUUUUGUGUGUGUUAAACUCAACCAAUCUCACUGGAGUGCUUUUUACAGGCUUAACAUUGGUUUUUAUUUGCAUUUGCCCUCUCUGACUUCAAAAUGCUGGCCUACAGUUUGUCUGGCACAGACAAGUGCUCUCUCAGCCUGAGUCACGCAGUACAUGUUUUCACUACAGAUAUAAAAUUCCACACUUAUGCAACCUGUCAUUUUCCUGAGCCAUUUUUAAUUCCAGCAAAAGCAUUACGCUGCCAAAUUCUUGGAGAAGUUGUCCUAAACAGCUCUAGGGUUUAAUGGAAUAUUAUUUGAUGGGUGAAUUCAAAAACACCAAAGCAAAAAAGAAAAAUAUCACUAUAAUUUAAAAUAUUCUGAAUUCACUGAACUCUGACUCAGGAGUUUGAGAGCACUUUCCUCUGCUUUCAAACAAACAAAUAAAUGAACAAAAACUAACAUUUCACCA
Messenger RNA from Neolamprologus brichardi, 4998 nucleotides. The record is from RefSeq and is a predicted model, not a curated record. Lineage: Eukaryota; Metazoa; Chordata; Actinopteri; Cichliformes; Cichlidae.